UAUAUAGUUGUAGAGUUGUGUUGGUAACUGCUGUUGAAUAAAUAUAAUUCAAUGUUGUGGCCACAAACGUAUUUAAACCAUUAAAAAAAGGCCCAUUUUAGCUUUUCUUCAUGCUAUUUCAAAAUAGGCUUUUUUAACUAAGAGGGAAAAGGUAAAGAGUGAAAUAGCAUUGACGGAAAUGAAAGUAACACAUACAUGUAUUCCAAGACGCAUGAACACUUAAACUGACUAUAAAUAGAGAUGAUAAGUCUAAGAAGUUCUUGUGUCUUUUUUUUAUUGAGAAAGGCGGUGAGUGGAAGACGAUCGAGACAUUCAGAUCACAGCCUGAGUGAAAAAUACCAAACAUUACAUCUUGAACACAGAGUUAUAGCGCCUGAAUAGGAUUUUCAUCUUCAUCAUGAUCAUCAUCUAUCUGGUCCUGUUGGGAUUUCUACUUCCACACUUGAGCUUCUCUGCCAGUGUGAAGGUGGGUAUAGUGAAUGGCACUGAAGCACGACCUCACUCCAGACCUUACAUGGUUUCUAUUCAGAAGGAUGGAAGACAUGUCUGUGGUGGAUUCCUCAUUUCUUCUCAAUUUGUCUUGACUGCAGCUCAUUGCAAAAGCGAUGGAGCUUUGACAGUUUUGGCAGGUGUACAUGACUUAACAAAGAAAGGAGAUACUAUGCGCUUUUGUGUGAAGUCCUAUUACCAGCAGGCUGACCUCAUGAUUUUAGAGGUGGCAAAUGUGAAGCUUAUGAGUGAUGAUGUCUGUCAACGUCAAUGGGGCCAGGAGUACUUAAAUUCACAGAUGAUGUGUGUGUAUGGCUAUGGAGGAUCCUGUAAAGGGGAUUCAGGAGGUCCUUUGGUUUGUGGCGACACAGCAGUGGGUGUUACGUACUUUGUUAGCAUGUACAACUGCAACGAUCCGGAUCGUUUUAAUGUUUAUACAAAAAUUUCAGCAUUUCUUUCAUGGAUCAAGAAGAUAACUAGAAGAUCUGACUGAGUUGAAAAAGACUAGACUGCAGAUUAGAGAUUAGACUGCAGCGAAUACAAUUGUAAACAAUUUGUCCCUGUUAUGUCACAGAGUUGGACGUGUUUAAUGGUUGAAUUUAUAUGAAUUUCUUCAGAAAUGUACUUUCUGUUAAAAAAUGCAUUUUGUUGACUGAAAAUGAAUGUUUUGUCUUCUUACUUUUUUUCACGUUCAAACAUGCAUGCACAACUAUACACAGAGAAAGUGAAACAGAAGUCUAUGCAGGCCAAACUGUAAAUCCUAAAUGAUUUUUAACAAAAUGCUUUCAAUGACCACAUUGACCCAACAGGACUCCUGAGAUUUGCAGAAGGAAUAUUUCAUUUUGUGCUAAAGUUUUCAAAAUCUUUAGGCCUACGAUCAAAUUUGCCAUCAGGCUGUUUUGAAUGUGUUUUUUGGAAGCAGCGUGUUAGCAUUUGAAAAAUAUGCUGAAAUGAUUAAUUGUUUCGCAGGUGAUGGAGAAUGAAUGACAAAAUAGUUUUGUUAAGUGUACAGUAUCAUUGAAUGCGUUUUGUGUGAAACCAAUGAAAAACGAAUAACAGUUUGGCGUGCAUAGACUUCUUUUCUUCAGACCUUCAGUAUUGACCGAUGCAUGUUACAUGUAGCAACCGAGGAAAAAUACUGUGAACACAAGUCUAAGUUACAGACUUAUCUGUGUUAACCACAAAUGUUAAAGACUAUUUACUCAAAAAAUGUGCAACUUAAAAUAAAUCUAUACAAUUUGUCUUUACUAUUAAACAAAGUCAUAACACACACAGACACAAAGAUAUUUAGAGUAAUUAUAACGACAAUAGACCUAUUUCACAGUGUGACGUGUACAAACCGGAAGUGGG
Molecule: messenger RNA, 1839 nt
Organism: Triplophysa dalaica
Lineage: Eukaryota; Metazoa; Chordata; Actinopteri; Cypriniformes; Nemacheilidae
Product: serine protease 57-like
Exons: 6
Coding region: 398-982 (194 amino acids)
Biological process (GO): proteolysis
Molecular function (GO): serine-type endopeptidase activity
Source: RefSeq, a predicted model, not a curated record